AUAUCGAGGCUGAGGUACAGUGGCUAAACUGAGCGUACGAAUAACCUCACAGUUGACAGCAAAAAGAAGGCGGCAUCCGAAGCGUAUUUAAUGAUCAUUGCAGGUUUUAGAAAUGAGGCUCUAAUAGUCUAAUGCCAAUGUUGAAACCUCUCACGAUUUUGAUCGGAGCUGCAACUUGCAAUGUUGGAACUUUGUAAUUCCGCUCAGGAUCUCAACGCAGUAUCAGCCUACAAAACCUGCAACAACAAAACCACAUGCAGCAAGAGGCGAAGAGAGAGAGAGAGAGAGAGAGAGAGAGAUAAACUAGAAAACAAAUGGUGAGGUUGGAAGAUUUACGGGUUUGUUUCAAGGGCCCUUGCAUGUCUUUGAUCCUUACUGUGGUUGUGGCACUUUGAGGAUAUGGAGUCGCACGCUCUGCAACAUGCAUCAACGGGCCAGAAUCCCCGGCGCAACAGCUAUCCAUGCUUACAGAAUCCACCGUCAUUACCCUUCGCCGGCGACCACCUUAUCAAGGUUCAGAUGGGCCUCCCUCUAUCAUUCCACACCUUUUACGGAAGAAUCUCCACUCAGUUCGAGCACUUACUCCCUACUGGUCGAGGGCUGCAACACGUCUGCCAGUGUGAGCGAAGCGCGGCGCCAUCACCUCCAUGCCAUUCGUUCCGGCUUCGAUGCCGACAUUUUCCUUGCCAACUCUCUCGUCAAUGUGUACGUCAACGUGGGGUGCAUCGAGGACGCUCGCAAGUUGUUCGACGGAAUGCCUCAACGAAACACCGUGUCAUGGAGCUGCAUCAUCUCUGGUCACGUUCGACACGGCCGACCGAGCGAGGCUGUAUCUCUCUUCUCCGAGAUGAGGAGGGAAGGUUUCGACCCUACCCACUUUGCAUUGGGCAGUGUUCUUCGUGCGUGCAGUCAACGACGUGAUCGGCGGCUGGGGGAAGCAGUACAUGGACUCGUCGUCAAGAACGGAUAUGCAUUGCAUACGGUUGUUGGAAAUGUGCUAAUGGGAAUGUAUGCGAACUGCGUCUCGUUUGAUGAUGCCUUUACAGUGUUUGAUGAAAUUCCUGAGAAGAAUAUGGUGUCAUGGAACGGUAUCAUAUCAACUUGUUCGCGGUUCCAAGAAAAUGAUUUGGCGCUUGAGCUCCUAUCCGAGCUGCGACACAUGGGUAUGUACCCAGAUGAGUACACACUGGGAAGCCUUAUAAGCUGCUGCCAGGAACAUGUUGAGCAGAUUCUUGCGUAUGUCGUUAAAUCCGGCCAUUUAGGCAAUGUGUAUGUGGGGAGUGCUGUGGUUAGCACGUAUGCAAGAUUUAGGCAGGUUGCUGUUGCCCGUCGCAUAUUCGAUGACAUGGUGGAAAAGAAUGUUGUUUCAAUCAAUGGUCUGAUGGUUGGAUAUGUGAAACAGAGCUGCUGGGAAGAAACUUUAGAAAUUUUCUCUAGGAUGAGAAAUUUAGGCUUUGAGAUGAAUACUGAUUCUAUUGUUAUUCUUCUUAGUGCUUGUGCUUGUGGAAGUGAACCAAGUUGGGGAAGAGAGGUUCAUGCUCAUGUAUUCCGAACUGGCAUGCAGCAUGAGACUGCCAUUGGAAAUGCUCUGGUUAACAUGUAUGCUAAGUGUGGUGCUAUCCAUGAUGCCAGAAAAGUUUUCAAACUCAUGCCUAAGAAGGAUUCCAUAUCAUGGAAUGCAAUGAUCUCGGGGCUUGAUCAAAAUGAGUGCUACCAAGAAUCAUUCGAGACCUUCCUUGUGAUGAUGAGGGAAAGACUUGUGCCAGACAACUUGACAUUCGUAAGCACAUUGAGCUCAUGCGGGAACUUGACUUCUGUUCAGUCUGGACAGCAAAUUCAUUCUCAUAUUAUAAAACGGGGCCUGGACUUAGAUGUUUCUGUUGGAAAUUCCCUUCUCACCAUGUAUGCUUCAUCUGGGAGCAUAAAUGAUUCUUUCAAAGUAUUCAAUAGGAUGGUGGGACGUGAUCAGGUUUCAUGGAAUGCGAUGAUCGGAGCGUUAGCUGACUGUGAGAUGGCAACCGAAGCAUUGGGUUGCUUCCUUUCUAUGAUUCAUGAAGGAUGGACUGUGAACAGAGUGACCUUCUUAAAUGUACUUGCAGCAUUGUCCUUAGCUUCAGUUCUUGAGUCAUGUAGGCAGGUCCAUGCACUCACUCUGAAAAAUGGGCUUGCUAAAGACAACGCAAUUGAGAAUGCUCUUAUUUCUUCGUAUGCAAAAUGUGGAGAGAUGAACGAUGCGGAACAGGUUUUCCGUAGAAUGUCCAUGAGGGAUGUUGUGUCAUGGAACUCCAUGAUCACUGGCUACACCCAUAAUGGGCUUGCAAGCAAGGCCAUGGACAUCGUCGGUUAUAUGUUGCUCGUGGGACACCAGUUAGACUGCUUCACUUGUGCCACGGUGCUUAGUGCUUGUGCUGCUGUUGCAGCACUUGAACUUGGGAUGCAGGUUCACGCCUACAUCAUAAGAUCAUCUUUCGGAGCAGAUGUAGUUGUUGAGAGUUCUCUUGUUGAUAUGUACGCCAAAUGUGGAAGAGUAAACUAUGCAUCACGCCUAUUCGAUCUCAUGGAUUACAGAAAUGAGUUUUCGUGGAACUCAAUGAUAUCUGGCUAUGCACGGAAUGGAUAUGGGGAAGAGGCACUUGAGCUGUUCAAAAAAAUGCUUCAGCAAUCAGACAAGAGACCAGACCACGUCACAUUUGUUGGAGUGCUAUCUGCAUGUAGCCAUGUUGGUUUGGUGGAUGAAGGUCUUGAAUAUUUUGAGUCCAUGAGAAGUAGUUAUGGAUUGGUUCCAAAAAUGGAGCACUAUUCAUGCAUUGUUGAUCUUCUUGGUCGUGCUGGUCGAGUUACAAAGGCAGAGGAGAUUAUUCGAAGCAUGCCUAUGCAGCCUAACAGCCUUAUUUGGAGGACUUUGCUGGGUGCAUGUUGCAGAACGCGUGGGAACAUUGAAUUAGGCAUUCAAGCUGCAGAAAGGCUUUUGGAAUUGGAACCUCAAAACCCAGUUACUUACGUGCUCAUGUCUAAUAUGUUGGCCUCAGGAGGGAAAUGGGAAGAGGUAACCAAAGUGAGGACCAUGAUGCGGGGGAUGAAAGUGAAGAAGGAGCCUGGUUGCAGUUGGGUCAUGAUGAAGGAUGGUGUUCACUUGUUUGUAUCCGGCGACUCAUCUCACCAGGAUGCUUCCGUGAUCUAUGCUAAACUGGAAGACCUCAAUCUGCAAAUGAGGAAUGCUGGGUAUGUUCCUCAGACUGAGUUUGCCCUGUAUGACCUUGAAGCAGAACACAAAGAACAGCUGCUUAGCUAUCACAGCGAGAAGCUUGCUCUUGCAUUUGUUCUGACGCGCACGACAGGGAAGUUGCCGAUUCGAAUAAUGAAAAAUCUGAGGAUAUGUGGGGACUGUCAUUCUGCUUUCAAAAUCAUAUCCCAGAUCAUAGGAAGACUGAUCAUUGUGCGUGAUUCCAAUCGAUUUCAUCACUUUGAUGCUGGGCAAUGUUCUUGCAAGGAUUACUGGUAACCAACAAAUGGUUGCAAGUGAGGAACAUUUGACCUGCAAUAGGCUCCUCUGCUAUUUUGGAGGACCAGCGGAACUGCAAGAUUCUUUUCAUCUCUUUGACACAUAAAUAUCCCAUACUAUUUAUGGGCUAGCACUUUAACACUCAAUGGAUUAUUUUAUCUAUUUCACAUGACAGCUUUUUAAAUCUGCAAACGAGAAGCUCUGAGAGAAGAUGUAGUUGAUAAUUCAAGAUACUGAUGUAGUGACUGUUGCAUGAAUUCAUUAUCUAUAUUCAAUUAUA
Nymphaea colorata (pocket water lily) is the source of this 3782-nucleotide messenger RNA. RefSeq names its product putative pentatricopeptide repeat-containing protein At5g09950. The record is from RefSeq and is a predicted model, not a curated record. Bases 422 to 3502 code for a protein of 1026 amino acids. Gene Ontology annotation, biological process: RNA modification. Lineage: Eukaryota; Viridiplantae; Streptophyta; Magnoliopsida; Nymphaeales; Nymphaeaceae. Gene Ontology annotation, molecular function: zinc ion binding; RNA binding; protein binding. The transcript has a single exon.